AUGACCUGUUGGGGGCCCCCCCCUGCAGCAGCAGCUAAACAUCUUUGUUUGCUGCGUCUUUCUUCCCCUCAAUCCCCUUUCUUACCUCCUCCUUUCUAUCGCUGCUUCCCCUUAAACCCUAUUAACAGGGGGGGCCCCAGGGGCCUCCAGGGGGCCCCCAGGCGCCUCCUACCAGGUGCCUCCAGGGGCCCCCAGGGGGCCCCCCUGGUCCCUCUUGGGGGGCCCCCAGAAGGGUCUCUUCUAUCAGUGAGCUCCCCUGGGGGCUCCCUUUGCAUGCAUUUGGGUACCCCUACAGGAAGAGGGCAAAGAUUACUAUCUAACGAUAUAAGAUAUACUAGGCAGCAAUCAGCAGCUCCUGCUGCUGCUGCUGCAGACACUGCAGCAACAAGAAAUGGUGCAGCAGACAGCAAGCAGCAGCAGAUGCAGCAGAAGUCAACUACUCAAGCUGCGCAUGCAACAUCAUCAGGGCCCCCUGCAGCAGACGCAGCAGCAGCAGCAGCAGCUGGUGCAGCAGCAGGUGCAGCAGCAGCAGCAAAGAGACCUCCAAGGGUUAGCGGCAAGAGACGCACUUUCAAGUUACUAGCAGCAGCAGCUGCUGCUGCUGCUGCUGCAGUUGCUGCUGCUGCAGCAUUCGACACAGUGCCGCAGCAAGACACAAUCACUAACAGAGCAGCAGACGUAAGGAAGCACACACAAGAGAGUGCAGCAGCAGCAGCAGCAAAAGCAGCAGCAGCAAAAGCAGCACCAGCAUUAGAGAGAGCAGCGGUAAGCGUAGAUAAAGCAGCAGUAGCUGCAGCAGCAGCAAAUGCUGCAGCAGCAAAAGCUGCAGCAGCAAAUGCAGCAGCAGCAAGACCAGAAGCAGCAGUAAGUGGACGUAAAGCAGCAGCAACUGCUGCUGCACCCUCAGCUGCUGCAGCAGCAGCAGAUACUGCAGCAACAUCAGCUCGUAUAGAACCAUCACCAACAGCAGCAACAGCAGAUACUGCAGCAGCAGCAGCAGAUACUGCAGCAGCAGCAGCAAAUACUGCAGCAGCAGCAGCAGCAGCAGCAGCAACAGAAAGUAAGGCUGCUGUAGAGACAAAGGGACAAGCAUUACGUAGAGCCCUCCAUGAAUACGAAGAGAAGCAGCAGCAACAGCAGCAGCAGCAGCAGACAAUGCAGCAGCAAGAGCAACAACAGCAGCGACUACAGGAGCAAGAGCAGCAGCAGCAGCAGCAGCAGCAGCAGCAGCAUCAGCAACAACAGCAGCAGAGAGGUGAGCAGCAGAAACAACGGGAGAAACAAAAGGUGCAGCAGGUGGAGCAGCAGCAGCAGUUGCUGCUGCUGCAGCAGCGACAGAAGGAUCAGAAGAUGCAGCAGCAGGAGCAAGUGCAGCAGCAAGAGAAGCAGCAGCAACAGCAACAGCAACAACAGCAGGCAAGGGAUAAGCAAGAAACUGCUUCGAGAGCAGCAGCAGCAGCAGCACCGGCAGCAGCAGCACCGACAGCGGCAGCAGAAGCACCGGCAGCGGCAGCAGCAGCACCGGUAGCAGCGGCAGCAGCAGCAGCAGCAGCAGCAGCGGCAGCUUCUUUAGCUGCUGCUUCAAGCCCUAAGUGCACGUGCAGCAUUAUCCGUAGUAGAGGAGAGGAGUUAUAA
Molecule: messenger RNA, 1635 nt
Organism: Eimeria maxima
Lineage: Eukaryota; Apicomplexa; Conoidasida; Eucoccidiorida; Eimeriidae
Exons: 2
Coding region: 1-1635 (544 amino acids)
Source: RefSeq, a predicted model, not a curated record